Molecule: messenger RNA, 579 nt
Organism: Solanum verrucosum
Lineage: Eukaryota; Viridiplantae; Streptophyta; Magnoliopsida; Solanales; Solanaceae
Exons: 2
Coding region: 1-579 (192 amino acids)
Source: RefSeq, a predicted model, not a curated record
AUGGGAAUUGAAGAAAAAACACUGCUUUGUUUCUGUCACUGGGGCAGGAUAAAUAAGGUUCUACCCGAUGGACUCAUUUCUUACAAGGGAUGUACUACUGAUCAUGUUAUUGCAAAGAUGGGCAUAAAGUACGAUGAUUUUGUGAAUGCAGUAUUUGAUCGAUUAGGGAUUGAUCCUUCAAAUAAGAUGUUGUAUUUUACCGUGAAGUUUGAUAGGUCGGAAUUGAUACAACUGAGGGAUCAACAAGGUAUUGAUACUAUGUUGCAAUGCUUGGUUAACGCAGAGAAAUCUUCUGAACCAAGGAACCUCGAGAAUGACUGCGGGCAGCAAUGGGACACUGCAAUGACAAAGGUGGCUUGCAAAAGCAGGAAAAGAUUUCGGAAGCAGACAGUUGAAUUGAGUGAAAGCGAUGAUACUUCAAUCAGUGUGGAGACAGAAGAUGCAGAAAUUGAGAAUGGAAACAGUCCACCUGCUGGACUUUCAAAUACAACAAAAACUCCAAUUGAAACCUUUGUACCGCUCUACAAUUCAGCUUACACCACAUCAGAUGGACUUUCAAAUACAAACAAAAUUAAGUAA